Molecule: messenger RNA, 1932 nt
Organism: Aaosphaeria arxii CBS 175.79
Lineage: Eukaryota; Fungi; Ascomycota; Dothideomycetes; Pleosporales
Product: carbohydrate-binding module family 20 protein
Exons: 3
Coding region: 1-1893 (630 amino acids)
Biological process (GO): polysaccharide catabolic process
Cellular component (GO): fungal-type vacuole
Molecular function (GO): glucan 1,4-alpha-glucosidase activity; starch binding
Source: RefSeq, a predicted model, not a curated record
AUGUUGCUCCGAACUAUCGCAUUGUCUUUGGGUGUCGCUUCCCUUCUUGGGGCGACCGCAAAGCCUACUUCACCUCGUGAUUACUUCGGUCCAGACUUGGAUAGUGAUCAACGUGUGAUUUCUAUGAAGGGGAUCCUCGACAAUAUUGGUCCUCAUGGAGGUAAGGCGCCUGGCGCUUUACCAGGUGUCAUCAUCGCGUCGCCCUCGACGCAAGAUCCCAAUUACUUUUUCACCUGGACACGAGAUGCGGGCUUGACCAUGAAAUUGAUUGUCAAUGAGCUUAUGCAACUCAAUGGCGAAGUGAAGACAAUCAUCGAUGACUAUGUGAAAGCUCAAGCCAUCGUGCAGACCGUUUCCAAUCCUUCUGGUGCAUUGGGAUCUGGAAAAGGUCUUGGAGAACCCAAGUUCUAUCCCAAUCUCACCCGCUUCAAUGGUGACUGGGGACGUCCACAACGCGAUGGGCCAGCACUUCGCGCGAUUGCCCUCAUUACGUACGCAAAUUACCUACUCAAAGGCUACGGCAACGACGAAGGAAACGAGGUGGAACAGAUACUUUGGCCAGUGAUACAGAACGACCUCAAUUAUGUCGCACAGUAUUGGAAUGAUACAGGAUUUGAUCUUUGGGAGGAGGUGGAGGGCAGUUCGUUCUUCGCCACUGCAGUCCAACAUCGUGCUCUCGUAGAGGGUGCAGCUCUUGGGGAAAAGAUAGGCGCCCGUACCAGUCCCUACACCUCCCAAGCACCUAAUAUCUUGUGUCUCCUCCAGGACUUUUGGAACGGAAAAUAUGCAUUGUCGAAUAUCAACGUCGAAGACGAGGGCUACAACCGCACCGGCUUAGACGCCAGUACUGUGCUCACUUCACUUGCGAUGUUCGAUCCUAGAGCCAAUUGCGACGAUUUGACCUUCCAACCCUGUUCACCGCGCGCUCUAGCUAAUCUGAAAGCCUAUGUCGAUUCAUUUCGUUCCAUUUACGCGAUAAACCAGAACAAGUCAUCACACGAGGCAAUUGCUACGGGUCGCUAUGCUGAGGACAUCUAUUAUGGAGGUCACCCCUGGUACCUCACCACUUUUGCCGUUGCCGAACAACUCUACUAUGCCAUACAGCAGUGGAACAGCGUCGGGAGUAUCACGAUAACAGACCUUGACUUACCUUUCUGGCAAUCCCUAGAUGGUUCAGCUAAGACGGGAACCUACAAGCCACCUAGUAGCGACUAUUAUAGGCUCACCACUGCUGUCUUUGAGUACGCAGAGGGCUUUGAAGACAUGGGUACACGCUACAUUCCGCCCGAUGGGUCGCUGAGCGAACAGUAUAGUCGGGAAAACGGCACUCAGAUCUCGGCUCGCGAUUUGACUUGGUCGUACGCAUCCUUCGUGACAAUGGACAAUGCUAGAGGCGUAGCCAGGUUCCCCCUCUCUCCCCUUCCUUCUUGGAAUAGCACAGAAGCGAGCAAGAUGCCCCUCGUCUGCGAAGGCGACUCAGUGCUCAGUCUUUACACGCCUGCAACCGAGGCCGGUGCACCGCUCGGCGCGGGUGGUUGCACGGUCAUCGUUUUGUUUUGGGUCAACGCAACGACAUACUUUGGCGAGAACCUCUAUCUUAGCGGCAGUUCCAUUGAUCUCGGUGAAUGGAGAGUCACUGAGGCAGUCCCAGGCGACGCCUCUAGCUACACGGAGGAUAGCCCAUCUUGGAUGUUCAGGGUCGAACUCCCUGCCGACGCAAAAAUGCAGUAUCAAUACGUUCGCAAGGGUAGCGACGGAUUGUAUACUAAAGAGUCAAAGAAGCGCGAAUUGAUUGUGCCUCGGUGUGACAACACUAGUGGCGGCCCUCGCAUGACGCUCAUUGGAGAUGCUUGGGAUGGACCCGACCCCAACCGCCCAGACCAACGGCUGUAGAACAUCUUUGGUGAAGAGUUAUGAUCGUUCUAAAGGAUC